This is a messenger RNA of Lodderomyces jiufengensis, 4512 nucleotides long. It is a transcript of the gene CDR3, whose product is annotated as Cdr3p. Lineage: Eukaryota; Fungi; Ascomycota; Pichiomycetes; Serinales; Debaryomycetaceae. The record is from RefSeq and is a predicted model, not a curated record. The transcript has a single exon. Gene Ontology annotation, molecular function: ATP binding; ABC-type transporter activity; ATP hydrolysis activity. Gene Ontology annotation, biological process: xenobiotic detoxification by transmembrane export across the plasma membrane. Bases 1 to 4512 code for a protein of 1503 amino acids. Gene Ontology annotation, cellular component: membrane.
AUGAAAGAGACGAAAGGUCAACCAUAUACCGGUUACUAUACUGGUAGAAAACCCGAAGGUCAACCUUAUUAUGGUUAUUAUUCAGGUUUUAAUAAAAGCGCAUCAGCUCAAAUUCAUCAUUUAGCUAAAACUAUAACGACUCAAGGUCAAUCAUAUUUUGAUGAAUCUAUUUUUACUAGACAAAAUACUCAAAUAAAUACACCUCAUGGAGUAAAUCCAAUUUUUGAUAAAACCGAUCCUACUUUAGAUCCAGAAUCACCUAAUUUCAGUUCAAAAAGAUGGGUUCAAAAUAUGUGGAGAUUAUAUCAAAGUGAUUCAGAAUAUUAUAAACCUGGUAAAUUAGGUGUUGCUUAUAAAAAUUUGAGAGUUUAUGGUGAUGCUAUAGAAAAUGAUUAUCAAACUACUGUUUCAAAUGGUAUUUUUAAAUCAAUAAAACAUUUCAUAAAUAAAUUUAAAAAGGAAUCUGAAGAUUAUACUUUUGAUAUUUUGAAACCAAUGGAAGGAUUAAUUAAACCAGGUGAAGUAACAGUUGUGCUAGGUAGACCAGGUGCAGGAUGUACAACUUUUUUAAAAACUAUAGCAUGUCAUACAGAAGGUUUCAAAGUAGCAGACGGAUCAAUAAUUUCAUAUGAUGGUAUAACACCAGAAGAAAUUAAAAAAAAUUUAAGAGGUGAAGUUGUAUACUGUGCAGAAACUGAAACUCAUUUUCCAAAUUUAACUGUUGGUCAAACCUUGGAAUUUACUGCAUUAAUGAAAACUCCUAGAAAUAGACCAUUGGGAGUUUCAAGAGAAGAUUAUGCUAAACAUAUCGUUGAUGUUGUUAUGGCAACUUAUGGUUUAUCACACACAAAAAAUACAAAAGUUGGUAAUGAUUUUGUUAGAGGAGUAUCAGGAGGUGAAAGAAAAAGAGUUUCAAUUGCUGAGGUUUCAUUGGUGCAGGCAUCAAUUCAAUGUUGGGACAAUUCAACUCGUGGUUUAGAUUCAGCAACAGCUUUAGAAUUUAUAAGUUCAUUAAAAACAUCAGCUUCUAUAUUAAAUGAUACUCCAUUAAUUGCUAUAUAUCAAUGUUCUCAAGAUGCUUAUGAUUUAUUCGAUAAAGUCAUAGUUAUGUAUGAAGGUUAUCAAAUUUUCUUUGGUUCAAGUCAAAGAGCCGCAAUAUAUUUUCAAAAAAUGGGAUUUGUUUGCGAAGAAAGACAAACAACACCAGAUUUUUUAACCUCUAUAACCAAUCCAGCAGAAAGAAUAGUUAAACCCGGUUUUGAAAAAAUUGUACCAAGAACUCCAAAAGAAUUUUAUAGAUAUUGGAGAAGAUCACCAGAAAGACAAGCAUUAUUAGAAGAAAUUGAUGAAUAUUUAGAUAAUUGUGAAAAUUAUGACCAAAAACAAGAAAUUUUUGACGCUAUGCUUGCUAAAAAAUCUAAGAAUGCUGAUAAAAAAUCUCCAUAUACUGUUUCUUUACCAAUGCAAGUACGUUAUAUAAUGAAGAGAAAUUGGGAUAGAAUGAGAGGUGAUCCUUCAGUACCUGUUUUGACUCUUGCUGGUAAUAUUGCUAUGAGUUUAAUUUUAGCUUCAGUUUUUUAUAAUUUAAAACCAAAUACUGGUUCGUUUUAUUAUCGUACAGCUGUUAUGUAUUAUUCAUUAUUAUUUAAUGCUUAUAGUUCAGUAUUGGAAAUUUAUACAAUUUAUGAAGGUAGACCAAUUGUUCAAAAACAUAAAGAAUAUGCAUUAUAUCCACCAAUGGCUGAUGCAAUUGGAUCAAUAUUUGGUGAUUUACCUUUAAAAUUAAUAACUAGUAUUUUAUUCAAUUUAAUUUUAUAUUUCAUGGUCAAUUUUAAAAGAGAGCCUGGUGCUUUCUUUUUUUAUUUAUUAAUUAAUUUUUUAUCAACAUUAAUGAUGUCACAUUUAUUUAGGACAAUUGGUGCUUAUACAAGAACUUUAGCUGAAGCAAUGACUCCUUCAUCAAUUUUACUUUUUGCUAUGAGUACUUUCACUGGUUUUGCAAUUCCAAUUACAUAUAUGCUUGGAUGGUGUAAAUGGAUUCAUUGGAUAAAUCCAUUAGCAUAUGCCUAUGAAGCUUUAAUUUCAAAUGAAUUUCAUGGUAGAACUUUUGAAUGUUCUUCAUUUGUUCCAUCAGGUUUUGGUUAUCCAACCUCGGGUAAUUCGGUUGUCUGUGCGUCCAUAGCGGCUAUACCUGGAAGUUAUUUUGUUGAUGGUGAUCUUUAUAUUCAAACAGCUUUUAGCUAUUAUUGGAGACAUGCAUGGAGAGAUUUUGGUAUAUUAUUGGCAUUUGUUGUAUUUUUAUUUUUAACUACAAUUAUCUGUGUUGAAUAUUCAAGAGCAAGCAGAUCAAAGGGAGAAAUUUUAGUAUAUCGUAAAAAGCAUAUAAAAAAAUUGAGAUCAGAAAUUGAAGAUGAAGAAGCAUAUAUGGAAAAUCAAAAAAUGCAUGCACUUGAAUUUAGUGGUUCAACUGAAUUUUCAGAUUACUCCUAUGAUUAUGUUGAUCGUAAAAUUUUGGAAACUUCAAAUGUUUUCCAUUGGAAAAAUUUAACAUACACUUUAAAAGUAAAAGGGCAAGAAAGAACUAUUUUGAAUGACAUUGAUGGUUGGGUCAAACCUGGUGAAGUUACUGCUUUAAUGGGUGCUUCUGGUGCUGGUAAAACUACAUUAUUAAAUGCAUUAAGUGAAAGAUUAACCGUUGGUGUUAUUACUAAUGGUUCAAGAAUGGUCAAUGGCUGUCAAUUAGAUAAUGCAUUCCAAAGAUCAAUUGGUUAUGUCCAACAACAAGAUUUACAUUUAGAAACUUCAACAGUAAGAGAAGCUUUAAGAUUUAGUGCAUAUUUAAGACAACCAAAUGAAGUUCCAAGAGCAGAAAAAGAUAUAUAUGUUGAAAAAAUUAUUGAAUUAAUGGAAAUGGAACAAUAUGCAGAAGCAGUUGUUGGAGUUCCAGGUGAAGGAUUAAAUGUCGAGCAAAGGAAAAGAUUAACAAUUGCAGUUGAAUUAGUUGCAAGACCAAAAUUAUUAUUAUUUUUAGAUGAACCAACUUCCGGUUUGGAUUCUCAAACUGCAUGGUCAAUUUGUAAAUUGAUCAGAAAACUAGCAAAUCAUGGUCAAGCAAUAUUAUGUACAAUUCAUCAACCUUCAUCCAUAUUGUUAGAAGAAUUUGAUAGAUUAUUAUUUUUAAGAGCAGGUGGAGAAACUGUCUAUUUUGGAGAAUUUGGAUAUAAUUGUAAAACUUUAAUCAAUUAUUUUGAAAGAAAUGGUGCACCAAAAUGUCCACCAAAUGCAAAUCCUGCUGAAUGGAUGUUACAUGUUAUUGGAGCAGCACCUGGUUCACAAGCAAAUCAAGAUUAUUUUGAAGUUUGGAGAAAUUCAAAAGAAUAUAAAUUAGUUCAAGAAGAAUUACAUAGAUUGGAAUAUGAUCAUCAAGGUGAAAAAACUGUUUAUGAUGAUGAACCAGAUUCAAAACAUUCUUAUGCAUCACCAAUUUGGACACAAUAUUAUUAUGUUUUAAAAAGAUUAUUUCAACAAUAUUGGAGAACUCCAUCAUAUAUUUAUUCAAAAUUUGCAAUGGCUAUAUUGUGUUCAUUAUUUAAUGGUUUUACAUUUUAUAAAUCAAAGAAUACAAUGCAAGGUUUACAAAAUCAAAUGUUAUCAAUUUUUAUGUUAUUUGUUAUUAUAACAACAAUAGCUCAACAAUAUGUUCCAAUGUUUGUUUCUCAAAGAGAUUUAUAUGAAGCCAAAGAAAGACCAGCUAAAACAUUCUCAUGGCUUGCAUUUAUAUUAGCUCAAAUUACAGCUGAAAUUCCUUAUCAAAUUGUUGCAGCUGCGUUAUCCUUUUUUUCAUGGUACUAUCCAGUUGGAAUGUAUAGAAAUGCAGGACAUGAUUUACAUGCAAGAGGAGCAUUAAUGUGGUUAAGUAUGACAUUAUUAUUUAUUUAUAGUUCAACAUUGGCACAAAUGUGUAUAUCUUUUAAUCAAUUAGCAGAUAAUGCAGCAAAUGGUAUAUCAGUUUUAAUUACAAUAUGUAUGACAUUUUGUGGUGUUAUUGCAACAAAGGAUUUUAUGCCAAGAUUUUGGAUUUUCCUUUAUAGGUUUAAUCCAUUUACUUAUUUAGUAAGUUCAAUGUUAUCAAUUGGAAUUGGAAAUUCAAGAGUUAGAUGCUCAGAAAAAGAAUUGAUACAUUUCCCACCACAAAAUCCAGGUAUACAAAAAUGUAAAGAUUAUAUGGGAGCAUAUAUUUCAAUAGCUGGUGGAUACUUAACUAAUCCUGAAGCAACAGAUAAUUGUACAUUUUGUAGAAUGGAUACAACUAAUCAAUUUCUAAGUUCAUUAAGUAUAUCAAUACAUAAUUAUGGUAGAGAUACUGGUGUUUUCAUUGCUUUUAUUGUUUUUAAUAUGAUUAUGACAGCUUUCUUAUAUUGGUUAUUUAGAGUUCCAAAAGGUUCUAGAGCUAAAAAUAAUAAUUGGUUUGCAAGAUUAACAUUUCAUAAUGGUUACAACGAUCAAGCUUAA